Molecule: messenger RNA, 1812 nt
Organism: Fusarium fujikuroi IMI 58289
Lineage: Eukaryota; Fungi; Ascomycota; Sordariomycetes; Hypocreales; Nectriaceae
Exons: 2
Coding region: 1-1812 (603 amino acids)
Source: RefSeq, a predicted model, not a curated record
AUGUUGGACAGGCCUCCAAUCCGCAUCGGCAACGUCUCCGGCGCAACAGGCGACCAUCCCCACGCAAUGUCCCGCAUGGUCCGCUCCGGGAACGUCCAUGUCAUAACAGGAGACUGGCUCUCCGAGAUGAACAUUGCCUGGAACGCAAUUACCAAGCAAGAAGUAGAUCCCAAACUAGGCUACGAGAACGGCUUCUACGAGCAACUCGACGAGUGUCUUGACGAUAUCAUGCAGCGCGAUAUCCGCGUUGUAACUAACGCUGGGGCACUCAACACUGAUGCAUUGUAUGAUAAGGUCAGAGCGCUCUGUGAGAAGAGAGGGUAUGGGGAUUGUGUGGUUGCAAAGGUGCUGGGUGAUGAUGUUUCGGAUGUUGUGGGGAGGAGGGAUGUGCAGAUUACGCAUUUGGAUCAUCCAGAGCAGACUCUUGAGUCUUGGGGGUUUACGCCGUGUUGUGCUACUGCGUAUAUUGGGUGCUGGGGUAUUGUUCAGGCGCUUCGCUCUGGUGCCCGGAUCGUUAUCUGCGGUCGCUGCACUGAUGCUUCUCCUGUGAUGGGUGCUGCGGCGUGGUAUCAUGGCUGGCGAGAAGAUCAGUACGAGGAGUUGGCUGGUUCGCUUCUGGCUGCUCAUCUCAUCGAGUGCGGUCCUUAUGUCGUUGGUGCAAACUUCUCAGGGUUCAAAGACUUUCUACCUGAGCUCGUGGAUAUUGCAUUCCCCAUUGCCGAGAUCGAUCCAAGAGGACGGUGUACUAUUGGAAGAACUGCAGAAGGUGGAGGAAGAGUCACAAAAGAGACCGUCACCGCACAAUUACUCUACGAGCUUCAAGGGCAUUUAUACUUGAAUCCCGAUGUUGUUGCAGAUCUCUCAGGCGUACACGUUGAGCAAGAGUCAGAAAACCGCGUCUCUGUCUCAGGAGUAAAAGGCCUCCCUCCACCGCCAACAGCAAAAGUCAUGAUCGCCGCAAAAGGCGGUUUCCAGGCCGAAGCAACAUUCUACAUCAACGGUCUCGAUGUCUACGAAAAAGCAGCCAUGAUGAAGAACCAACUAGCACACAUGUUCAAAGACUCAAACUUUAGCCGUCUAAGCAUCGAGCUUUAUGGCACACCGGCUGAGAACCCAACGUCUCAACAAGCAGGCACCGUAUCACUGCGUGUCUUUGCACAAGCUCGUCGAAAAGAAGACAUCGACGCGCCCAAGUUCAAAGUACCCAUUUACGCUCUUCGCAUGCAGAGCUAUCCGGGGUAUCAUAUGAAUCUCGACUUUAGGACUAUGGUGCCCAAGCCAUUCAUGGAGAUGUUUCCAGCGCUCAUGCCCGUGUCUGCGAUUGAGCAUCGGGUUGAGAUGAGCACCGGUGCAUCACAUCGUAUUGAACCACCAGCAAAAACAGCAAAAUAUCCUAUCGUACGGCCCUCGACGGAAACGCAUGGACCACUUGACAUGCUUACUUUCGGACCGACGGAGUGGGCGCCGCUGGGAAGUGUUGUGCAUGCGAGAUCAGGCGAUAAAGGUGAUAAUUCGAAUGUUGGGUUCUUUGUGAGGAAUGAUGAUGAGUAUGCUUGGUUGAGGAACGUGUUGACCGUGUCGAAGCUGAAGCAGUUGUUUGGGGAUGAUUGGUUCAAGGGUGAUCCUGAGAGGAGGGUUGAGAGAGUUGAGUUCCCCGGUAUCAACGCUGUGCACUUCCGUGUUUUGGAUAACUUGAAUGGAGGGAUUGCAUCGUCAGAUCGCAUUGAUGGUCUUGGAAAGGGAAUUGGCGAGUAUUUGAGGAGUCGAUACGUCGAUGUACCAAAGGCGUAUCUUGAAAGAGGACGGAUCUAG